Messenger RNA from Chenopodium quinoa (quinoa), 1386 nucleotides. Its product is annotated as delta(24)-sterol reductase-like. The record is from RefSeq and is a predicted model, not a curated record. Gene Ontology annotation, cellular component: membrane; cytoplasm. Gene Ontology annotation, molecular function: oxidoreductase activity, acting on the CH-CH group of donors, NAD or NADP as acceptor; FAD binding. Lineage: Eukaryota; Viridiplantae; Streptophyta; Magnoliopsida; Caryophyllales; Amaranthaceae. The transcript has 3 exons. Gene Ontology annotation, biological process: steroid metabolic process. The annotation marks the transcript as partial.
AUUUAUGGCCUAUUUGCUGACACAGUCGUGGCUUAUGAGGUAGUUCUGGCUGAUGGACGGGUUGUCAGAGCCACCAAGGACAAUGAGUUUUCCGAGCUUUUUUAUGCUAUUCCAUGGUCUCAGGGUACUCUAGGAUUGCUUGUUUCUGCUGAAAUUAAGCUUAUUCCAAUAAAGGAGUACAUGAGGCUGACAUACAAUCCUGUGAAAGGUAGUUUGAAAUAUCUUGCCCAGGGUUAUAUUGAUUCUUUUGCACCAAAAGAUGGAGAUCAAGACAAUCCCGAAAAGGUCACUGAUUUUGUGGAAGGCAUGAUUUACAAUCCUUCUGAAGGUGUGAUGAUGACAGGUAGAUAUGCUUCCAAAGAAGAGGCCAAGAAGAAGGGAAAUGUGAUCAAUAGCUGUGGAUGGUGGUUUAAACCCUGGUUCUAUCAGCAUGCUCAGACAGCCCUUGAACGAGGGGAGUUUUUGGAGUACAUUCCUACCAGGGAAUAUUAUCACCGACAUACAAGAUCUCUGUACUGGGAAGGAAAGCUUAUCAUUCCAUUUGGUGAUCAAGCGUGGUUUAGAUUCCUUCUUGGAUGGUUGAUGCCACCAAAGGUUUCCCUUCUUAAAGCUACUCAAGGUGAAGCCAUCAGAAACUAUUACCAUGAGAACCAUGUGAUUCAGGACAUGCUUGUUCCUCUAUACAAGGUUGGAGAUGCUCUUCAAUGGGUCCAUCGUGAAAUGGAGGUUUACCCUCUUUGGCUCUGCCCACAUCGUCUGUUUAGGCUGCCCGUCAAAACCAUGAUAUAUCCUGAACCAGGCUUCGAGCAGCACAAGAGACAGGGUGACACUUCAUAUGCUCAGAUGUUCACUGAUGUUGGUGUCUACUAUGCACCAGGACCUAUUCUGCGUGGUGAGGUGUUCAAUGGUGCCGAGGCUGUCCGUAAGUUGGAGAAGUGGUUGAUUGAAAACCAUGGAUUCCAGCCACAAUACGCUGUCUCUGAGCUAAAUGAGAAGGACUUCUGGAGGAUGUUUGAUGCCUCACUUUAUGAGAAGGCAAGGAGGAAAUAUGGAGCAAUUGGAACCUUCAUGAGUGUAUACUACAAAUCCAAGAAGGGACGUAAGAGCGAGAAGGAGGUGGCUGAGGCCGAGAAAGAGCAAGCUGAAGUUGAGACACCCGACGCUGAGGUUGAAUAGUUGUAUUAUUUGGCACUAGCUGAAAUUUAUUCUGAGACACUUCGUAGUUGGAUUUGUUGCUAAACUUUUCAGAUGGGCAGAAACACUUGUUUUUCUCCCCCCUUGUUUAAUUUUUGUAGCUUGCAUGAUUUGGCUGUAUCGACUCUAUUGUGCUGCUAACUGGCUAGAUUUGUGUUUGAAUCAUACUUUCGAGUUUCGACUGUUGGAAAA